UGAGGCCUGACUUUUUUCAAUAAAACAUUGUGUUACUUCUGGGCCUCCUAUUACCCUGGCUGUUUCCCCAGUGCCAAUGGAAGAAGACAGAACUGAGUCCAGGCUCAGAGCUGGCUCCCCAGAGACUGUGCCCUUUCCGGUCAUCUCUGGCCACCCCCAUUGGCCAGACUGCCCCUCCCACUAGUCCUGGGACCCUCCCACUGCUUACCAGAUAAGACCCAGCCCAGGUCUGCUUCAGUGGGCAAUAGGCACUAGGGUUGGAAUGGGGCCGCUCUGCUCCCCAUGGCAGUGGGUGCUGUUGCUGGGGUUGCUGUCCCCUCCUGCCACCCCCUUCUGGCUUCUCAAUGUGCUCUUCCCCCCGCACACCACGCCCAAGGCUGAGCUCAGUAACCACACACGGCCCGUCAUCCUCGUGCCUGGCUGCUUGGGGAAUCAGCUGGAAGCUAAGCUGGACAAACCAGACGUAGUGAACUGGAUGUGCUACCGCAAGACUGAGGACUUCUUCACCAUCUGGCUGGAUCUCAAUAUGUUCCUGCCCCUGGGGGUGGACUGCUGGAUUGACAACACCAGGGUUGUCUACAACCGCAGCUCUGGGCAUGUGUCCAAUUCCCCUGGUGUACAGAUUCGUGUCCCCGGCUUUGGCAAGACCUACUCUGUUGAGUACCUGGACAAAAAUAAGUUGGCAGGUUACAUGCACACACUGGUGCAGAACCUGGUCAACAAUGGCUAUGUGCGUGAUGAGACCGUGCGGGCCGCCCCCUAUGACUGGCGGCUGGAACCCAGCCAGCAGGGAGAGUAUUACCAGAAGCUUGCUAGGCUGGUAGAGGAGAUGCAUGAGACCUACGGGAAGCCUGUCUUCCUCAUUGGCCACAGCCUUGGCUGCCUGCACCUGCUCUUCUUCUUGCUGCAACAGCCCCAGUCCUGGAAGGACCGAUUCAUCGAUGGCUUCAUCUCUCUUGGGGCUCCCUGGGGUGGCUCCAUCAAGCCCAUGCUGGUCCUGGCUUCAGGUGACAACCAGGGUAUCCCAAUCAUGUCCAGCAUCAAGCUGAAAGAGGAGCAGCGUAUGACAACCACCUCUCCCUGGAUGUUUCCGUCCCAAAUGGCAUGGCCUGAGGACCACAUAUUCAUUUCCACACCUAGCUUCAACUACACAGGCCGUGACUUCAAGCGCUUCUUUUCAGACAUGCACUUUGAAGAAGGCUGGUACAUGUGGCUACGGUCACGUGAUCUGCUGGCAGGGCUCCCAGCCCCUGGGGUGGAGGUCUACUGCCUAUAUGGCAUGGGCCUGCCCACGCCCCACACCUACAUUUAUGACCAUGGCUUCCCCUACACGGACCCUGUGGCUGCGCUUUAUGAGGACGGUGACAACACAGUGGCCACACGCAGUACUGAGCUCUGUGCCCGCUGGAAGGGCCUUCAGUCCCAACCUGUGCACCUCCUGCCCCUGCGUGGCACACAGCACCUCAACAUGGUCUUUAGCAAUCACACACUGGAGCACAUCAAUGCCAUACUGCAGGGUGCCUACCGUAGUGGCUCCCCUGCACCCUCUGUGACCAGCCCAGGACCCCUGUCUUCUGAAUAAAUCUUCUUUGCU
This is a messenger RNA of Chrysochloris asiatica (Cape golden mole), 1594 nucleotides long. RefSeq names its product lecithin-cholesterol acyltransferase (gene LCAT). Lineage: Eukaryota; Metazoa; Chordata; Mammalia; Afrosoricida; Chrysochloridae. Gene Ontology annotation, biological process: lipid metabolic process. The coding region runs from base 263 to 1582 and encodes 439 amino acids. The record is from RefSeq and is a predicted model, not a curated record. Gene Ontology annotation, molecular function: phosphatidylcholine-sterol O-acyltransferase activity. The transcript has 6 exons.